Molecule: messenger RNA, 1539 nt
Organism: Suillus clintonianus
Lineage: Eukaryota; Fungi; Basidiomycota; Agaricomycetes; Boletales; Suillaceae
Product: APC amino acid permease
Exons: 11
Coding region: 1-1539 (512 amino acids)
Biological process (GO): amino acid transport; transmembrane transport
Cellular component (GO): membrane
Molecular function (GO): transmembrane transporter activity
Source: RefSeq, a predicted model, not a curated record
AUGGGAUACAAACAAGAGUUGAAGCAUCCCUUCUUUGUUCUUGUAUGGUUUGGUGUGUCACAUACAGUACCCUUCAUCCUUUCCAAUGAGAGUAAAUGUGGAACGUGUAUACAGAAUACAGGAGGCCCGGCGGUCAUGGUAUGGGGCUGGGUGAUUGUUGCAUGUGCCACGAUGCUUGUAGGACUUGCUAUGGCAGAGGUCUGUAGUGCGCAUCCUACCAGUGGUGGUCCCUACUACUGGGCUGCUAUGUUGUCUGAACCGGGCAACGCUCCACUUGCAUCUUGGAUCACCGGCUGGUUUAACUUGUUGGGCCAAGUUGCAGUCACGACAGGGAUAAGCUUUGGUUGCGCGAAUUUCCUUUCCACCGUGUGUACGUUUAACACAUCAUUCAUACCAACCUCGAGGACUACCAUGGGUGUCUAUGCCGCAAUUUUGGUUAGCCAAGGUCUAAUCAAUACAUUCGGCGUCCACCUCCUAAAGUACCUCAACAAUAUCUCAGUUUGGUGGCAUGCUGCUGGAACCACGUCCUUGGUCAUAGCCAUACUUGCUCGCGCUCCAUCGCAUCAGUCGGCUGAGUUCGUGUUCAGCACGUUCAUUGACAAUACAGGAGUUUCUGGCAGUGAGGGGUGGGGUACUAGGGCAAGCCAUGCAUAUGUUUGUGUCAUCGGCAUACUCAUGGCUCAGUACACACUGACUGGUUUCGACGCUAGUGCUCAUAUGACUGAAGAAACCCACAAUGCUGCUAUGGCAGGAUCGAUUGGUAUUGUAAUGGCUAUAGGAGUGUCAGCUGUCCUUGGGUGGUUCCUCAUUCUCGGGCUAUUGUUUAGCAUCCAAGAUUUGGAUAAUACCGUCGCCUCCUCCACCGGACAGCCAGUCGCUCAGAUUUUUUUAGAUACUGUCGGGAACCGUGGAGCAAUUGUUCUCAUGGUCAUAGUUAUCGGAGCGAUGUAUUUCUGCGGUACUUUUUCGAUCACUUCCAAUUCUCGCAUGAUGUUUGCGUUUGCUCGCGACGGGGGCAUACCAGGACAUGAAUUCUUUCGCAAGGUGGACUCGAAGCGUGGUACCCCUGUCAGAACAGUAUGGCUUGCGUGCCUCCUCAGCUUCAUAUUGGGCCUUCCCAGUCUUGGGAGUGCUGUCGCAUUCUCUGCUGCGACUAGCAUCGCAACAAUUGGAUUGUAUAUAUCCUACGCUAUACCCAUCGCUCUUCGCGUAGUUUACCGAAAGCGUUUCGUGCGAGGUCCAUUCCACCUCGGCGCCUUUUCGAUACCCAUUGCCGUCGCGGCAGUUACAUGGAUUGCGUUCAUCGCUAUUGUAUUCCUUCUUCCUCAAGCCAAUCCCGUCGACUCUCAGACGCUGAAUUAUGCCGCGGUUGCUGUCGGAAUUGUGAUCAUAUACAGCGUUGGAUUUUGGAUACUUAGUGCUCGCAAGUGGUUCGGCGGUCCUGUCAGCCAGAUACAUGUUACCGUCGACUGGAACGAACUGCCAAGCCUGGUUGUCAUAGAAGCUGACGGGAGGGGAGAGGAUGAUCUGCGCUCUUGA